AUGCCUCUCACCACCGGCCGCCACCCUACCCUCUUGCUCCUCCGACCACCGUAUCCACUGCCCUUCUGUCCCAACCAGGUGGCGAGAUUGGAGAAAGCCAACAACACAUCCCCUUUUACAGACUUAUCCCCUUCUCCUAAGCAUCAACAACACAUAGUGGAUGCUGGAGCCUUACCUCAUCUGGUUGGUAUUCUUAAGAGACACCUGGAUGGCCAAAGUUCUCGAGCGCUGAAUGGUGCCAUAAGGAAAGCAGCUGAUGCAAUCACCAACCUUGCUCAUUAA
Messenger RNA from Lactuca virosa, 282 nucleotides. NCBI's taxonomy places the organism in Eukaryota, Viridiplantae, Streptophyta, Magnoliopsida, Asterales, Asteraceae. The record is from the annotation of a GenBank genome assembly.